AUGUCAGCAAGAUCGCAGAAUGGACAGGCUUCAGAGGGUACUGUGAAGCCAAGUGACCAAAAAGAGACUCUGAAGACGAAAGAAAGAAAAAGUUCAGUCCGAUGGUCCAUAGGUUUGAUCGUACGUCUAUGCAUCUGGUACACACUCCUGACGCCAUUUCUACGGUGCCCAUCGAACCUCUCAAACUUGCAUGAUGCCUCACCGAGAGUCUGCAAGCCUUACCUCAUUGCUCGAUCGCACGUUGAUCCCUACGUCACGCCCUAUUAUGAUACAUACGCUGCUCCUUACGUUAACCAAGCCCGUCCGUAUGUCGAGGUUUUCAACCAGAAAGUUUAUCAACCCGUGUUGAAGACUAGUCGGACAAGCUAUGAAAAGUACGGAGCCUCGGUAUUGCAACAAGCACAGGAAUAUGGUGCAUUUCAAUGGAACGCUCAGGUUUCGCCCCGUAUGCAGAUUGUGCAGGAUAAAGCGUAUCAGCUCUACCUGGUGAAAGUAGAUCCAUAUAUCAAGAAUGGUGUUGCGAUCGUUGAGCCUUACUAUCAACUAGCCCAGAAAACUGCCAUCACUGUGUACUGGGACCACCUGGUUCCCUUCUACACUCGAUCCCAGCCAUUCAUUGGGAAAACAUACAGUACAGGACACAAAGUUUUGACUACUCAUGUCUUGCCUAGUGCCCAUUAUACGUGGUCGUCUGUUAUCUACUUUGCCAAUAGCUCUCUAUGGCCGCAUGUGACGGGACUCUACUCGGAGCAGGUUGAACCUCAGCUGGUCAAGAUUGGACAGCGAUUGGCUAGUUAUAGAGAGGGAAGACGACUUCGAGGUGUUGUCGAAGACAUUGAUAGUACCUUAUCAGAGCAGUCUUCGACAGCAAGCUCCAGCUCCGAGAAAAGCAUCCUGAUUUCCAGCGUGACAACGACAACAAAGACAUCUGUCGUUGGAAUCCCUUCGGUUGAGCCUACUCUAUCCCCCGCUGAAAAGGCAGAGCAGGAACGUAAACGGAUCGAUUCCGAUCUUCAAAGAUGGCAGAGCAAGUUUGCUGCUGCAGCUGACAAAGGAGUUGAGGAUCUUGAAGCUCGUAUCGAAGAGCUUGUCGGUGCCUUGGUCGCAAAUAGCGCAAAGAGUCAUGGUCGAAGUCUCUCGACGGCACUUGAAACAGUGGCAGCAGAACAGGUUUCAGUCAUCAAGAGUCGUAUCCAUGACCUUGUGCAAACUUUGCCAGAGGAAGAAGCGCUUGAGGCCGAGGAAUCUGCCCGUAGUGAGUUGGUGGAUGUCAUUCGAAGCUCCGCCAUCGCAGUCAGAGACCGCACCCACGCCCUUCGUGAGUGGUCUUUAUCAUUUGAGGACGAACUAUCACGUCGGGUUUCUGCAGCUGUCAACUCAACUCUUGAUGUUCUCGAUAGCAUCCGAGAUCUAGGCUUGCAGGAAAUCGGUGCACGAUGGGCGUGGAUGGAUGGGGUCACCUAUAAAGACUGGACAAAAUACCACGCUUUGAAAGCCCAGCUCGAUGACUGGCGCAACGAAAUCCGAGAGGUGGCCUUGAACCAGAAGUCGGUUGCUGAGGCUAGAGCUGUUGCAACGGAGAUUCUAGACAAUGGUAUGGAGAUAGCCGAAGACACUGCAAAGGAGAUCAUGCGUCUGAGGGACGUUGGCUCCUGGAAGUUUGCCGCCCGCGAAUUGAGCGAUAAUUUCGACACCAGGACCGAAGCUCCCCCACCUCGACGGAAGCUGCAGGUUGAGUUUGAGAGUGACGAGGAUAUCGAACUCGAUGAUUCUUCCAAUGCUCAUGACAACGCUCAUUCUGAUGAGUCCUCUGAGCCGAGCGAUCCAACUCCGGACGAGAUUCAUGAGACGCCUGAAUUAAAUAUUGAAGAUGUCAUUUUGACGCGACGUCAUGUAGUUUCUAUUGAAGACGAUGAAUCUAUCUUAUCUGAUGAGGUUGAUGAAAUUGAGCAUCACAAGCCUGCCACGAGUUAUGCUUGGGGUGUUUCAGCUGCCGAUGCAAACAUUCUACAAGAACCUAUUAUCGAUGAUGAAGAUCACGCUGUUCUCUCUUCCAUCGAGUCAGUCUACUCUGGUGCCGUUCAGUAUGUAACCGAUGAGCUCAGCUCGCAAAUUGAUGCUAUCACAGCUACGCCUACUCCCACCGCGCCUUUAGCCCAGAUUUCGUCGAUUGCCUCCUCACGAUUGAGUGAAGGUCUCAGUCUAGCUUCUGAGAAGCUAGCGCAUAUCCAGCCAAUUGCUACUGAACCGAGCUCCUUUGGCCAGCAGCCGUUCGUGCUCGAUGCACAGAGGCGCUACUACGAGGCAGUCGGUCUCGCCCACGAGCACUAUACCGCCUUUGUGUCCACGGCAUCUAAGGCGGUCUACGGCACCCCAACACCUACCCCAUUUGCUACCAAUGCCCAUAACUUGUUACGUGAAGCCGGGUCUCAAUAUAAUUGGGUUUCCUCUCAGGCCUCUGCCAGUCUAGCUGCAGUCAUCGCCUCUGCCAGCUCUGCUGUCUCGUCCGCUGAUGAUGGGAAGGCUCAGAGUAUCAUCGAUGAUGCUUCAUCUAGGUAUCAUGCUGCUCUCUCUGCGGCCUCUUCGUCUCUCUCCCUGGCAUCUGCCUCGGCUAGUUCGGCUAUAUAUGGCACAACACCUGGACCUUUGGAGGCUCUUUCUAGCCAAGCAUCCGAAAACUGGGAAAACCUUGUUUCAAAAGCUAGUGAACAGAUCUAUGGCACCCCGGAGCCAUAUUUACAGCAGAUCGUUGACUACCAAUACCCCAAAUUUGAGGCCGUCCACGACAUCAUCUCCGAGUUGCUAGUUGGCAAACAGCCCUCUUACACUGAGAGUGUGAUCAGCAAGCUUCGUGCCGCUUAUGAAACCCCAUACCCCGCUUCAGCUGUGUCUUCUGUAUCUAGCCUGGUGCAUGAAGCAUAUGAGACUGCAUCCUCCGUCGCUAAUUCCUACGCUCCAAGUAUCCCCAGCUCAGAUGAUAUCAUUAAAAAUGCAAAUGACCAACUCAACGCCGCUGUUGAGGCAGCCAGUAUCGGAAUAUAUGGCACUCAGAAAGGAUCUUAUGAGAAGGCUACAGAAGCCGUUUCCAGGUCUUAUGCCACUGCCUCGGCUCAUGUUAGCAUUGCCAUGUACGGAAAGGAAUCUAGCUAUAUUGACAUCGCUAAGGAGGCUAUCGAGGACAUUCAGGCCAAGGCCAGCGCUGCUAUCUAUGGUGAAGAACCAGGGGCGAUUGAAAGUGCCACUGGCCGCCUUGCUGUCGCUGUUGAGAACGCCCAAUCUCGAUUGGCGGAUCUUGCCUCCAGCGCAACCAGCGUCGUGUCCGAGGCUGCUGAAACCGCUGUUUCCUACGUGGAAGAUGCGACGAGCAGUAUCAAGGCUGCAGUUUCGGUGGAACAGGAUGAAUUGUAA
Messenger RNA from Penicillium taxi, 3408 nucleotides. RefSeq lists its product as uncharacterized. The coding region runs from base 1 to 3408 and encodes 1135 amino acids. The transcript is spliced from 3 exons. Gene Ontology annotation, biological process: protein transport. The record is from RefSeq and is a predicted model, not a curated record. Lineage: Eukaryota; Fungi; Ascomycota; Eurotiomycetes; Eurotiales; Aspergillaceae.